This is a messenger RNA of Colossoma macropomum (tambaqui), 3526 nucleotides long. RefSeq names its product NACHT, LRR and PYD domains-containing protein 12-like. Lineage: Eukaryota; Metazoa; Chordata; Actinopteri; Characiformes; Serrasalmidae. The transcript has 5 exons. The coding region runs from base 1 to 2916 and encodes 971 amino acids. The record is from RefSeq and is a predicted model, not a curated record. Gene Ontology annotation, molecular function: protein binding.
AUGGAGAAACUUCCUGUAUUCGGCAGUGGAGGAGGAGAACCCAGCUGUGUGUCUAUGAAGAGUGACGGGUCCAUGGGGGACCCUCCUAAAUUCAGCACAGGAGGAGGAGAACCCAGCUGUGUGUCUAUGAAGAGUGACGGGUCCAUGGGGGACCCUCCUAAAUUCAGCACAGGAGGAAGAGAACCCAGCUGUGUGUCUAUGAAGAGUGACGGGUCCAUGGGGGACCCUCCUAAAUUCAGCACAGGAGGAGGAGAACCCAGCUGUGUGUCUAUGAAGAGUGACGGGUCCAUGGGGGACCCUCCUAAAUUCAGCACAGGAGGAAGAGAACCCAGCUGUGUGUCUAUGAAGAGUGACCGAGUGACUCAGGGCUCCAUGGGCGACCCUCCUAAAUUCAGCACAGGAGGAGGAGAACCCAGCUGUGUGUCUAUGAAGAGUGACCGGUCCAUGGGGGACCCUCCUAAAUUCAGCAGUGGAGGAGGAGAAUCCAGCUUUGUGUCAGUGAAGAGUGACCAGGCAAUGAUGUUCCCAGCACAGUCCAGUGGAGGGAGAGGAUCCUGUGACUCAGGGCAGCACUCCACACAAACAGCACUGCAGAUAAACACUCUGGAAGAUAUUUACCAACCAGCGAAUGAUGACGUCCUUCACAGAGUCUUACAGAGACACAAAACUAGCAUGAAGAACAAGUAUGAGAGCUUAUUUGAGGGAAUAAAAACAGAAAAGAAUAAAACCCUCCUGAACAGGAUUUACACACAGCUCUAUAUCAUAGAGGGAGAGAGUGAAGGAGUGAAUGAAGAACAUGAGGUUCUACAGAUGGAGAAAACACCUAGGAGAUGCUUACAAGACUCUCCAAUCAACUGCUUAGACAUCUUUAAACCUCUACAAGGUCCUGAAGGAGAAACACGAGAAGAGAACAUUAGAGCUGUGAAGGCUGACAGUCUCAGACACAAAGAAAGAAAAGGAGAUAACAGACCAAAAGAGCCAGAGCUCAGAAGUGUUCUGACUAAAGGCAUCGCUGGAAUUGGAAAAACUGUCUCUGUGCAGAAGUUCAUUCUGGACUGGGCUGAAGGAAAAGCCAAUCAGGAUGUGGAGAUCAUGUUUGUGUUUCCGUUCCGAGAACUGAACUUGAUUAAAGAUGAUCAGUACAGUCUUCAUGGACUUCUGUGUGACUUCCAUCCUGAGCUCAAAGAUCUGGAACCAAAGAUUUAUGAUCAGAUCAAAGCUGUGUUUAUAUUUGAUGGUCUGGAUGAAAGCAGAAUUCCACUGAACUUUGAACAGUGUGAGAAAGUGUCUGACAUCACCAUGACAUCAUCAGUGGGAGUGUUGAUGACAAACCUCAUCAAAGGAGAGCUGCUUCCCUCUGCUCUGAUCUGGAUAACCUCUCGACCAGCAGCAGCCAAUCAGAUCCCUCCUAAAUACAUCAACCGUGUGACAGAAAUUCAGGGAUUCAGUGACCCACAGAAGGAGGAGUACUUCAAAAAGAGGAUCAGUGAUGAAGACCAAGCCAAGAGAAUCAUUUCCCACAUUAAGACAGCGAGGAGCCUCCACAUCAUGUGCCACAUUCCAGUCUUCUGCUGGAUCUCGGCCACUGUUCUUCAGCAAAUCCUGAAACAGCGUAAUACAGAAAUCCCUAAAACUUUGACUGAAAUGUACUCACACUUCCUGAUCACUCAGACCAACAUGAGGAAUGAGAAGUAUGAGGAGAAAAAGAAGAGAACCACAAAGAACCUGCUGGAGUUCAACAGAACCAUUCUUCUGAAACUGGCUGAAUUGGCUUUCAAACAGCUGAUGAAGGGCAAUGUAAUGUUCUAUGAAGAGGACCUGAGAGAGAGCAGCAUUGAUGUCACUGAGGCCUCAGUGUAUUCUGGGAUUUUCACUGAGAUCUUUAGGGAGGAAUGUGUGCUUUACCAGAGGAAGGUCUACAGCUUUGUUCAUCUGAGCUUUCAGGAGUUCCUGGCUGCUGUUUAUGUGUUUCACUGUUACGAGAACAACAAUGUGGUGGACCUGCAGAUAUUUAAACCACUAAACAAAGAGAGGUUUAGGGAUGUUCUACUGAAGUUUUCUCUCCCAUGUGUCAGAAAGCGGUUUAAGAAUGUUCCUCUGAAUGAAGUUCUAAAGGGAGCUGUGGAUAAAGCUGUACAGAGUCUGAAUGGACACCUGGAUCUUUUCCUCCGUUUCCUGCUGGGCAUCUCAGUGGAGUCCAAUCAGAAAUUCCUACAGGGUCUACUGAAACCAACACAGAGCAGCUCAGAGGGAACCAGAGAGCACAUAAAGAGUUUAAUUAAAGGAGAAAAUAAACAAUAUCUCAUCUCCACUGAGAGAUCCAUCAAUCUGUUCCUCUGUCUGUCUGAAAUGAAUGACCAGUCUCUCUCCAGGGAGAUUCAGGAGUAUCUAAACUCAGAGAGACACUCAGAGGUGAAACUCUCUCCUGGACAGUGUUCAGCACUAGCCUGCAUGCUUCUGAUGUCAGAGGAGGUUCUGGAUGAGCUGGACCUGAAGAAAUACAACACAUCAGAGGAGGGUUAUAGGAGACUGAUCCCAGCUCUGACUGUCUGCAGGAAAGCUCAACUAGCCAGCUGUAGUCUCACCACAAACAUCUGUGAAAAACUUUCAUCAGCUCUGCAAUCAGCAAAAUCUUCUCUGAAAGAGCUGGACCUCAGUAACAAUGACCUUCAGGAUUCUGGUGUGAAGCUGCUCUCUAAUGGACUAAAGAACUCACACUGUAAACUGGAGACACUCAGAUUAUCUGGUUGUAUGGUUACAGAUAAAGGCUGUUCUUCUCUGGCUUCAGCUCUGAAAUCAAACCCCUCCCACCUGAGAGAACUGGAUCUGACCUAUAAUCACCCAGGAGAGUCUGGAGUGAAGCUGCUCUCUCAUCUACUGGAGGAUCCACACUGCAAACUGGAGAAACUACAGUAAGUUAUAUUCUUGCUAUCUGUAUACGCAGACUGACUGUAAUUAUUACACACAUGUAACAUAAUGAUUAAUGUUUACUCUAGAUGCGUUUGUCUUUGAGUUGUUCUUCUGAACAUGACACUGAGAUCUGGAGCUUUGUAUUUUUUGGGAGGGUUUUCUAAGAUUCAUUGUGAAAGCAAUGUGAAUAGUCCUCUGCUGACCCCAGAACAGCUGUCCCUGGACUUAGAGGAAUAGUUUAGUAAAAAAAUCAAAUUAAUGUUAUUUAUCACUUACCUAAGAUGUAGUCAAAAUCCAAGAAAUAUUUAGUAUCUGAUGUGUGCUUUUUUUAGUUUAAAAUGGCAGUUAGACUAAUGUUGCUAAUAAACAGUGGACUGUCUCCAAACUCAUCACCAUUCAUUCGGGUGUUAAGACCCUCAAUACCUCGAGUUUGGGGGGGGGGUCUGUGAUACUGCCACAUGAAAGGUCUUUUGUAGAAAAUAUAUAUGUAGCACAUUAAUUCAAAGAAAAGGUUUAAAACUUAAAUGCCUUGCAAGGUUAAACUUCCUGUGUGCUAACAUUUAAAAUGGGUGAGUUUUGCUAUAUGAGGUCAGGUAAAAAGGGGACCAGAAUAAAA